AUGCUCAGAUAUGUGCGUUCGUCUGAUCUCAUAAAGUUUAUAAGUGACUUCGACGUAAGGCGCACCACGACCUUUAUUGUGGGGGGGGGGGGGGGGGGGGUGGGGGGGGGGGGGGGGGGGGGGGGGGGGGGGGGGGGGGGGGGGGGGGGGGGGGGGGGGGGGGGGGGGGGGGGGGGGGGGGGGGGGGGGGGGGGGGGGGGGGGGGGGGGGGGGGGGGGGGGGGGUGGGGGGUUAUUAUUUUGGGGGGGGGGGGGGGGGGGGGGGGGGGGGGGGGGGGGGGGGGGGGGGGGGGGGGGGGGGGGGGGGGGGGGGGGGGGGGGGGGGGGGGGGGGGGGGGGGGGGGGGGGGUCCUUUCCCGAAAGAUCCAGGCAAUCAAGGACUUCUCAGCUCCGACUUCCUUCAAGCACCUCCGUCGAUUUUGUGGUUUGGUCAACUACUAUCGACGCUUCAUUCCGCGCUGCGCUCAGCUCAUGCAGCCACUGA
Messenger RNA from Dicrocoelium dendriticum, 483 nucleotides. Lineage: Eukaryota; Metazoa; Platyhelminthes; Trematoda; Plagiorchiida; Dicrocoeliidae. The record is from the annotation of a GenBank genome assembly.